Anthonomus grandis grandis is the source of this 8915-nucleotide messenger RNA. RefSeq names its product brother of CDO-like. The record is from RefSeq and is a predicted model, not a curated record. Gene Ontology annotation, cellular component: plasma membrane; axon. NCBI's taxonomy places the organism in Eukaryota, Metazoa, Arthropoda, Insecta, Coleoptera, Curculionidae. The coding region runs from base 345 to 2822 and encodes 825 amino acids. The transcript has 13 exons. Gene Ontology annotation, biological process: nervous system development; cell-cell adhesion; axon guidance. Gene Ontology annotation, molecular function: protein binding.
GAGGGAUCUCUCGGAUCGGGUCUGCACGCCGGCCGAUACACGAAAAAUUUCAGUGUGUGUGCGUUCGUUCACUCAGUUGACUCGCUGCGAGUACGUAUUAAUUUGGGCCCGUUCGUUUAUUGAUUUUUCGGAGUUGCGGUUAUUCGGGAAUUGAUUGAAAGGACGCGAUUUUUUUUUUUGAAUAAACAUUUUUGGGAUUUUUAACUGUACGGUUGUACCCUGAACUUUGGGGCAUUGACGAUAGGCGGAAGAAGGGUCUCAGGUGCUUCUUUUUACGGAUUUUGUUCUUGUAGGAGGAUCCGGUUCUUCUUCAUGAUGGCUUGUGUUUAGGAUGCGGCCUCAAAAUGUCAUCAAUCAGUCGAUUCUGCGCCGUCGCGGUCGCUCUCGCUGUGUUACUUCAACAUGUUUGCGCAGACUUCGAAUACUUGGUAUCAAAACCAGAAUCCCUGAUACUCCCACGAGGAUACGAGACUUUACUCUCCUGCGAAAUGAACAUCCAACCCGAUAAGUUCCAAUGGAAGUUCUACCCGUCCAGUGACCCCUACAAUAGCAAAGUGAACAUAUUCCUGAGCAACGAUAGCUUCAAGUUAAUCCCCGAGGACCGCUAUCGGGUCACCAGGAAGAAAUCCGAACUGUCUAUUAAAGUAAAUGAAGAAAACGCAGGUGAUUACCAGUGCCUGGCCUACUAUGGGGCAUCUGUGGUAGCCUCGGUCCCGUGGACAGUCACCAUGGCAACAAUGGGCGACCCACCGUACCAAUCGUCUGUAUCUACGUCGGUGCAGUCUGGCAACACCGUCAGCUGGCGUUGCGAGGUACCUGAGUCAAAUCCUCCGGCUUUUGUGGAAUACAACAAGGGGGAUAAGUAUGUGGCCUCCCCGUUGGGUGGAGAUUUCAAAGUGAGGAGUAUGAUAUUGAGGAACGUUUCCGUGACUGAUUCUGGUACUUAUCGCUGUACCACCACGAAUAGCUUCGUCAAAAAAGACAUAGCCGCUACCCUGAAGCUAGAAGUGCUAAAAAACGCACGUUCACAAGCCCCAACGUUUAUUAGCAAACCACUGGACGAAUAUACCGCCACAAAAGGUUCGGACCUCUUUCUCGAAUGUUCGGCGGUGGGCAAACCGAUCCCGAAGACUACGUGGCUCAAAAAACACUCCCAACUGCCUACGAAUCGUAUAGAAAUGGUCCCGGGUGGCUUGAUAAUAAGGAACAUAACAUCAAAAGACGACGGCGUCUACGUAUGCAACCACACCAACGAGUUCGGAAGUCUCUCCCAUCAAAUGAUCGUCAAAUACAACGAGGAGCCUAGCGUGAAUUGUUUUUUGAACAGUACCGACAUAAAACAGGGCGAGAAUAUGGAUAUCGUAUGUGACGUUAAGGGUACGCCGGAACCGCAAGUUUCCUGGUUCCUUAACGGGUUCUCAGUUAUAAACGAUUCCCGUAUAGAGGCCAUAGGGAACAAGAUUUACUUUAGGCCAAUUGAGAAAAGACACGCGGGGAAUUUACAGAUAUUCGCCCGUAACGUCGUCAAAACCGUUUAUAGUAGUAUUAGUAUCAGGGUUAUCCCUUUGACUAGUAGCUUGGACGAAUUUAUUGUGCCUGUAAAUGCACGUCCCAGGCAUAAUCAUAAGAAAAGCCAAAACCAAAAACGUCCCUCCAAACAUAAAACGCCGAAAAUGGUGCCGCCAAGUAAACCGGUAAUAUCCCGCGUAAAAGACGACACCGUGGUGGUCCGAUGGAACGUUUCCAACAACAACGGAUUACGCAUUCAAUUCUUCAAAGUCCAAUACAAAGAGGUCGGCCCAAUCAGGGCCAAAGACAACAAUUUCGGGGGGAACAAGAGUUGGAAUACCGCUAACACGGACAUACCGCCGACCAUAACCUCCUUCGAGAUUUCCGGUUUAAAGUCCGAGUAUACGUAUAAGUUUCGGGUGGCCGCCGUGUAUAUAAACAACGAUUCGAAAAUGAGUGCGACGUCGAAAAAGUUCCAUUUGCGAAGGCUCGACUUUGACGAGAAGAAUCCGUUGCCCACGUGUCUUAUCACGAGCGUGCAAACGUUGAACCAUACCGCUAUACAGAUUUAUUGGGAGUGUCCACCCUCUAACGUUACAGUAGACGGUUUCUACAUAAACUACAUCGUAGCCACCACCGCUGGAGACGAUUACAUGAUCGUCACCGUAGAAGACGGCAAUACCCGAACGUACGUCGUGAAUUACUUGCAGCCGGACACCCAAUACGACAUUAAACUGCAAAGUUUCAACUCAAAGUUGGCCGGGGAGUUUAGUCCGUUCAUGAAAGGAAAAACCGGACCUGUUCCAGCUAGUCCGACAGUUACCACGUCGGCGACGAUAUCGAACACUAAAAAUGCCGGCAGAGAAUCUAUAGCAACUAGCGAUAACAGUAUUUACAUAAUUAUUGCGGGUGCUGUUAUUGGUUGUGCCCUAGUCGUUACCGGAGUUAUUUUGCUUUUUGUCUGUAGGAAGUGGCAGAGAAAGAAAUUGUCAGGUUCCAGAGAUAAACCGACCGUAGACCACCACAUAGCAGCCGAUAGCAACGAUUAUGGGGCGGAACCAAAAACUAUUCCUCGGUCAAAUGGUUGUGCCCUGCCUGGUAAUAGAAUAACUAUCACUUCUAACCCUUUAGCAGAGGCUGAUAAGAAUGCGACCGUGAUCGAGAUGCGUCACCUCGCCAAUAACAACGUGCGUUCGCCACAGGAAAACGGCAGGGAGGACCUCCUGACUCUCCGGGAGAAACCUCUUCGUCGUAAUAGCGAUAGUAGUGGUAGUAGUAGUUGUACUAGUAGGAAAAACUCCGAUUAUGUGUAGCGGUGAUACAGGUCAGAUGAGGAUGAUUUGACAUUUUUCCUGAUUGAAUGGUGAAUGAGCUUUUUAUUCAAUUGGAAGCCUAAUUGAACCGAAAAAAAGUUCACGGCUUAACCUCAUUUUCGAGAGAUGUAUUGAAAAGUAGUUAACAUUGAUGGAGUGUAUAGGCUGGACAGAGUUCGAGGGUAACUUUUGAAGGGUCGGAAACUUUAAAAAAUGCUAUUUAAAAAUGUUUCUAUAAGACGUUUUGACUUCAGGAGCCAUCAUCAGCUUUUGUUUUUCUUAUCGAAUUAGAGCAAAUUUAUAUGUAAAUAGAUUCUACCUAUAGUCUCUCUCUUUUUUUAUAAAGAUCGUAUCCAAAGUAAUUGUUUAUAUAACUCAUCGGCGUUUAUAUGAAACGUAAUUAAAUGUAAACAGAAGUUUUUCGAUUUUUGUAAAGCCUCUGACAGUAUCAAGAUUUUUCUAAUCCAUUGCAAAAAUACUAAAUAACUUUAACACAAUUGAAUUUACAAAAAAAAUUGUAAGGAUCUUUUCGGUGAAGAAACUUAUUAGGUUUCAUAUGAAACUUACAUCAAUAAAAUCGUUUCGUGAGUUUUUCAAAUAUUUACAUUUUUAUAAAGCCUUUGACAGUAUCAAUCCAUUGCAAAAUUGCUCAAUAACUCUAAAUUGGUUGAACUUACAAAGGAUUUUUUUUGGUAAAGAAACUCAUCAGUUUUCAUGUGAAAAUCAAAUUGAUAAAAACGUUAGAUGAAUUUUUGAAAUAUUAUGCCUUUGAAAUAAUUUGUGAAUUUUCAAAAUUAAAAACAAAAUGUUCAAAUAUUCAUUUUUUUUAAUAUCUUAUUUGAAAAUCAAUUCUAUGGAAAAUUCCUUAGAUUUAGAAAUUAAUACACGUUCACUACGGUACCAGUCACAUCGGUCUUGUCAAUAAGACGGUACCAGACAUAAUAUGUGUCUGGUAAGCUUCUUUUUAAUUACGCCGAUACCAGUCGAAUGUAUCUGGUAUGGGUAUUAUACUAAUUUUUAAAAAAUCUUACGGGUUUUAACGUUUCAUUUAAAGUAAUUUUUCUCGAAAACUGCACCAUCAGUAAAGGCCUUUUACCGCGAGCUGCAUAUCAAAAGGUUUUUAAAAAAUACAAAGAUUUAGGUAAAUGUCUUUUAUAUUAUUAAAACCAAGGUUAUAAGCACAAAUAAAACUUAAUUUAAUUUGGAAACAUUGCUAUGCUUUUCAUUGAAGCACGAUAAACACAUCGCGGGUUUAUUUUCGCAAUCAGCGCAAUAACUUGAUACUUUGGUAACCUUUUUAUCUGCUUCCUUACUAUAGAUAAUGUAGCUCGCAACUUCUUAUAGCAGCCUACACAAUUUCGUCGUCUUUUUUUUCCAGGGCCCUGCUCAACAGCAAAUGUGUGUAUUCUUUUGGGAGUAUGUAUUAAGCUUGUAUUUUGUCGUUCAGAACCUUGUUCUGCUAGCGCCUGUCCUAAAGCUUCUCUAAAUUGUAACAUAUUUAGAUGGCUGUCUUUAUUAGUUUCAUUAAAAACCACUUGGGAAUUUACAAUAGUAGUUCCUAGAAUCAACUCGAAAGCCGUUUUUCUGUACCACUUUAACCCUUUACGUAAAGAGGUAUAAUACGACGACAUUUGGUCGCUAAGAUCAACGCCUUUUUUAGCCCUGUCAUAAUCUAUAAUACACUUGGGUUUUAGAAGUGGUUCAGAUUUUCUAUUUUUUUACCGGUGCCUUGAAGGCUUAUGCUAUGGUCUUUUUUAUUUGAGAUCAUUAAUAUUUGCCACUUUAUAAUUUUUAUCCCCUUAUCACUAUGUACUCCUAUCACUUCAUUUUUUUUAAUACCACGCUUAAUAAAUUCUUUCGGUAGGCCCCUUCGAAGUGUACCACAAUAAAACGUCUUUUUGCUUGAAGUUUUUUUACAAGGGGAACACCUGAAUAAAAAUUAUUGCCAUAUAAGAUGCGGCCCGAAUCAAGCAAAUGAUCCAUAAGGUUCAUAAACGUGAUUAUCUAACUGUAUGUGGAUCGCUUGAAUCUUCUUGAUUUUCCUCUCUUUGCCACAAUAGACCUUGACAUUAAUUGUAUACCCUUCCAAAGUACACAACUUGUACAGCUUAACCCCAUAUUUGUGGCGCUUGUUUUUAAUAUAUUGGCGUAUACCUAAACGUCCCCUCCAGGGUAUCGUACUUUCGUCAACGACAACUUCCUUUCCUGGGAUUAAAAUACGUUGGAACCUUAUAUUAAGUAAAGUCAGAAGAGGGCGUAUGCGAAAAAGGCGAUCUUGCGAGUUAGGCUAAUUGUCAUUAUUAUUAAAAUGAAUAUAUUAUAAGAGUAGCAAGAAUCUAUCUCUGGUUAUUUUUGAUGCAAUAUAUUUAUUAUGAUACAGAGGAUGUUUAGCCCAAUAAAGGUUAAUGGUUGGAAUUCUAACUAACCCCAUGCAGAUUAAAAUUCCAAAGAAUUUGUACAUCUCUUCCUCAUCUGUAUCUAUCCAAAGUUUGAGACGAGACUUAUCACGGCUUGUUGGACUAUCUGUUGUAAAUCAUACCUGUUUGUUUCAGCUACUAUUAAACCGAUCACAUCCUUAUCUAUAAAUAGUUUAAAUGUAGCUAAGGGACUACUGCAGUAUUGAGAAGCUACAUUAACACUUUGUGGAAAAGAGUACUCAUUUAUAUUCAGUGUCCAUUAAUAUCCAUACGUCUGUUUGAAGAUUUUCUGCGAAAGUAAAGGCGCUAAUUACUUGUAAAUUUCCAUAAAUAUAGUAUUUUUUAUAUGAUUUAUACAGUCUGAUUUAAAUAAAUUACCUAGAAAUUCAUUAGCCUCGCUUAUAUGAUCAUCCUCGCUAUUUCCCUCAUACAAAGAGUCAUUGCCAUCAUGUGCGUUGGUAAUAGAGGACACUGAAUCAUCAUCUGAAGAGCUAGAGGGGGGCGUAGGAUCGUAAUCAGGAUCUGAACUUGAAUGAGUUCCAGCAAAUGGAUCUUCUUGUUCACUUUCAAUAUCUUCAUUUUCACUUGAACUGUAUCUGCCUUGCAAAUUACCCAAAGCAUUUAUAGCAGAUGUCUCUUGUAUCUCAAUAGAACUAGCUGGAUCUUGGUGCUUCAUUGAGGCUAAAGGGUUUGAUUCCACUGUCUGCUAUACAAAUCAAUUUCCAAAAUUUAUAUUAAAGCUAUAAAAUUUACCUGCAAUUCAGUACACGAUUCAGCUAAUUCGACCGCAGCAGGCGAAUUAGAUAUCACUUGAGGUACAUCUUUAGAUUUUUCUGAGCUUGAAGUUGCCUCUAGCUCAAACGAAUUCUAUAUUGAAAAAUUUUGCAAAUAUUUAUAGGUUAUGGGAAAAAAUAAAAUGCUAAAACUUGCCUUUAAUCUGGUAUCUGGGACAUAUACAUCAUCAUUAUUUGUUGAACAAUCACCACUGACAUUUUGUUUUAAUAAAUCAAAUAUUUUUUUGAACUCGUGAAGUCAUUACUCACAGAAAUUAAAGUCAAUACUGCACAAACCGUGUAAACAAGUUUUACCAGUCACAUAUAUCUGGUACCGCGAAUUACGGGUACCAACCCGCCACCUUACGCGUACCCGUAACUCUACAGUACAGUACUACUCCGUAAAAAAUACAGCUUCCGUCGGAAUGGAAUAGAUGGCAGGAUGAUUACCGUCAGAACAUAAACAAGACUACCAGACACAUAUGACUGGUAUCGCAGCGAACGUGUUAAAGAAAUUUUAAAAUUCUUUAAAUUUGUAAUUUCCUAAAUUAAGAACAACAUAUUUAAAUAUUCACUUUUUUUUGAAUAUUUAAUUUGCAAAUCAGUUUCAUAGAAUUCAGUGGAAAAUUCCCUAAAUUUGAAAAAUCCAGGGCAAAAAUCUUAAAUAUUAAUUUUUUAAAAUAAAUUAUGCAACAAUCUAAUUUAGAAAUCAAUUCCAUGAAAUUCAAUGGCAAAUUGCUAAUUGACAAAUUUCCAAAAUUAAGGACAAAAUAUUCAAAUAUUAAUUUUAGUUCAAUAUCUAAUUUGGAAAUCAAUUCCAUAAAAUUUUAUGGAAAAUUCCUUCAGUUUCCAAAAUCAAGGACAAAACAUUCAAAUAUUCAUUUUUCUUGAAAAAUCUAAUUUACAAAUCAAUUCGGUGGAAAAUUCUCUGAAUUUGGAAAAGCCAGGGCAAAAAUCGAAUUUGGAAAUCAAUUUAAUGAAAUUUAAUGGAAAAUUCUUUAAAUUUCCAAAAUCAAGGACAAAAUAUUCUAAUAUUAAUUUUUUUUUCGAAAAUCUAAUUUAGAAAUCAAUUCAGUGGAAUUCAAUGAAAAAUUCGUUAAAUUUGAAAAAUCCUGGACAAAAUUGUCAAAUAUUUAUUUUUGUAAAUAAAUUAUGAAAAAAUCUAAUUUAGAAAUCAAUUCCAUGGAAUUCAAUGGAAAAUUCCUUAAAUUUGCAAAAUCCUGGACAAAAUUGUCAAAUAUUUAUUUUUGUAAAUAAAUUAUGCAAAAAUCAAAUUUGGAAAUCAAUUCUAUGAAACUUACCCGAAAAUUUAAUUAGUUUGCAAAUUUCUACAAUUAAAGAUAAAAUAUUCAGAUUUUGUUUUUUUUUUGUUAAGAAUCUAAUAUAGAAAUCAGUUUCACGGAAUUCCAAUUUAAAGACAAAAUAUUCGAAAAUUCAUAUUUUCUUAAUAUCAAAUUUAGAAAUCAGUUCCAUAGAGAAUUCAAUUGAGUAUACAAUAAAUUUGCAAAUUUCCAAGAUUAAGGACAAUUAUACAAUUUUUUUUGAAUAACUAGUUUGGAAACCAAUUUCCAUAGAAUUUAAUAGAAAAUUCCUUAAACUUGCAAGUUUCCAAGAUUAAAGACAAAAUAUUAAAAUAUGCAUUUUUUUAUUAUUAUCUAAUUUGGAAAUCAGUUCCAUGGAAAACGUCUUGAAUUUUCAAAAUUUCCAAAAUCCAGGACAGCAUCAAGUUUUUUCUGGUCCAUUGAAAAAUUACUCAGCAACUCUAAAAUGGUUAUAUUUAUAAGGAUACUUGUAAGGGCGUUUUUGCUAAAGAAACUCAUCAGCUUUCAUAUGAAACUAAAAUCAAUUAAAUCGGUACAUAAGUUUUUAAACUAUCAAAAUUCUUGUAAUAAGAUUGAACAAAUUUUGCACCAAACCCCCAUGAGAAAGAAGCGUAGAUUUUUUUUGCACAAUAAUUGAUGAUGGCUUUUGAAAGGCGAAACCUCGUAUCUUUUUACAAUUAUCACGGAAUUUAACCUCCAUUGCAUCUACUACAUUUUCCCAGAUCACCCUUGUACUUAUAUAGUUGUGUAUAUAAACUUAAAAAUAAUAAUUUAUAAUACCCACAAUGUUUACAAAUUAUGUAAAUAAGUUGACAAUAAUUAGUUGUUAAAGCGUCCAACUUGAAAUAAUAUAAGUAAUUUAUAUUAGCUUGUAAGAAUACCUCCCCCCAAUAUAAAAUAUAAUAACGUUCCUACGAAGUGCUCUUAUGCGAAAACGAAAGAUCUGAAACGUAAGGCGGCUAAAAUUAUGAGAGAAAAAAUUAACUGUGAUAUUUUUUAAGUGUUUUGUUUAAUUAACAUUUAUCGUGUUUUUUUUUAAUUUACUUGCCAAUUAUUAUUAACGAGGUUCGAAAGGCAUUUGAUAUCAUGUUCUAUACACGUAAAUGGUCUGUAUGGGAGACAUUGAUGAUGGUAGCUAAAGAACAAAACACUGUUUUGUAUCUAAUAAUGAAAAAACUAAAGACAACCCAGUGGCUUUUUGGCAAGUUAUUCCAUCUUCAGGGUCCUAUACUCAAUAAUUGCAAACGUCACAUAACUCAUCUAAUUGAAUUAAUGUAUUUAAAAUUACUUUGAAGUUGUACAUAUUUAUUACGAAAUGUUUGCAACCUCUUUUUUGGACCAUUUUAAAGAAACUUGUAUGGUAUCGAAUGCACUUCAAAUAACCACUUUCUGAAACAACUAACGUACCCUUAGUAAACUUCAGUUUAUUGUUAGACUGAAGUCCCUUAAAACCGAAUGUUCGUAGAUGAAUCUAGAAUAGAGUAGUGAUAACGAUUGUACAGUACCUUUAUAAAAAAAAUACAGUUUUUGUAAUAGAUUGCUUGAUUUUUUAAAUAAUAAUAAUAAUAUUUGAAAAAGCAA